CUGAGAGUGAAAGAGGCAGAAAUGGUGAGAGAAAAAGACAACAUGGAUAACAAGAUGGCUAGGCUCAAAGAGGAAGAGGAUGGAAUGCGGGAAGAAAUAGGAAGGAAGAUGGACAUCUUAAAGAAGGAAAGUUGUGAAAUCAAAAGACUUAGAGAUGAAAUUGACAGUGAAAAGGACCAGCUGAAUGCAAAAUUGCUUGAGUUGGAAAAAAUGUGUGAAGAACUAGAUAGAGAGAAGAAGGAAGUGAACAACAGGAAGGAUGAAACACUGAAAGAGAAAGAUCAGUUGGAAGAGAGGCGAGGUAAGAUACGUAAGGAGAAAGAGGAAUUGGAUAUCAGUCUAGAACUGAUGAAAAGACAAAGGGAAGACUUGACAAGCUUGAAGGCUGAAGCAGAAGCACAGACCGAGCCUAUGGAAAUAGACUGGAAGGAAAAGCUCACGAGCGAAAGACAACAACUUGAAGAUGUAAAGGAGGAGAUACAGAAGGAAAAAGAAGCCUUUGAGAGAAAGAAGGGAUUGACCAUGAAAGAAAGAGAUGAGUUUGAUCUGAUGAAGUCUGAAACCCAGGGACAAUUGGAGGAAAUAGGACAAAACAAACAAGACAUUCGUGUGGAGAAGGAAAAGCUGGAUCAGAUCAAAGCUGAGUUAGAAAGACGGUCUGAAGACGUGAAUCAGGUCAUGGAUGAGACAAGACGGGAGAGGGGGAAGGUUGAAGAACUAGCUAUCCAAACUCAAAAACAAAGAGAAGAAAUGGUGGGUUUUAUGGAAAAGAACAAACAAAAGCAGAACGAACUGGAACUCAUGAAUGACAAGAUUGAAAGAGAGAAACAAGACAUUGAAGAAAGUCGGGAUGUGCUAACAAAGGAGAGAGAGGAGCUGGAACAAAUGAGGAGUGAGAUACAGCAACAGAGAGAGGAGACAGAAUCUCACAUGGAAGACCAAAGGAAAGAGAAAGAACAUUUGGAACAAAUGACAACGGACAUGAAAAAACAGUUGCUAGAGGUGGAUAAUGACAAGGAAAUUAUAGAAAGCUCAAUGGGUGAACUGAGAGUGAAAGAGGCAGAAAUGGUGAGAGAAAAAGACAACAUGGAUAACAAGAUGGCUAGGCUCAAAGAGGAAGAGGAUGGAAUGUGGGAAGAAAUAGGAAGGAAGAUGGACAUCUUAAAGAAGGAAAGUUGUGAAAUCAAAAGACUUAGAGAUGAAAUUGACAGUGAAAAGGACCAGCUGAAUGCAAAAUUGCUUGAGUUGGAAAAAAUGCGUGAAGAACUAGAUAGAGAGAAGAAGGAAGUGAACAACAGGAAGGAUGAAACACUGAAAGAGAAAGAUCAGUUGGAAGAGAGGCGAGGUAAGAUAAGUAAGGAGAAAGAGGAAUUGGAUAUCAGUCUAGAACUGAUGAAAAGACAAAGGGAAGACUUGACAAGCUUGAAGGCUGAAGCAGAAGCACAGACCGAGCCUAUGGAAAUAGACUGGAAGGAAAAGCUCACGAGGGAAAGACAACAACUUGAAGAUGUAAAGGAGGAGAUACAGAAGGAAAAAAGAAGCCUUUGAGAGAAAGAAGGGAUUGACCAUGAAAGAAAGAGAUGAGUUUGAUCUGAUGAAGUCUGAAACCCAGGGACAAUUGGAGGAAAUAGAACAAAACAAACAAGACAUUCGUGUGGAGAAGGAAAAGCUGGAUCAGAUCAAAGCUGAGUUAGAAAGACGGUCUGAAGACGUAAAUCAGGUCAUGGAUGAGACAAGACGGGAGAGGGGGAAGGU
This is a messenger RNA of Oncorhynchus tshawytscha (Chinook salmon), 1755 nucleotides long. RefSeq names its product trichohyalin-like. The transcript has a single exon. NCBI's taxonomy places the organism in Eukaryota, Metazoa, Chordata, Actinopteri, Salmoniformes, Salmonidae. The record is from RefSeq and is a predicted model, not a curated record. The coding region runs from base 22 to 1548 and encodes 508 amino acids.